Molecule: messenger RNA, 517 nt
Organism: Penaeus chinensis
Lineage: Eukaryota; Metazoa; Arthropoda; Malacostraca; Decapoda; Penaeidae
Product: pro-resilin-like
Exons: 3
Coding region: 12-392 (126 amino acids)
Cellular component (GO): extracellular matrix
Source: RefSeq, a predicted model, not a curated record
UCCACACCAAUAUGAACUCGAAGGUCCUUCUUCUCGUGGCUGUCGUGGCUGUCGCCGCCGCUGACAGGAGACCUUACUCCUACUCCGCCCCCGAGUUUUCCUCUGAGGAAUUCGGCCCCGCCCACUACAACUUCGACUGGGCGGUCCAGCACAGCGACUCCGGCAACAACUUCGGCCACCAGGAGGCCCGCGACGGCGACGACACCCAAGGAUCGUACUUCGUGCAGCUCCCCGACGGCCGCCUGCAGACCGUCAGGUUCGGCGUUCAGGGAGACUCCGGAUUCGUCCCCGAAAUCUCAUACGAAGGAGAGGCUCGUUAUCCUGACUCCUUCGAAUCGUUCGAGUCUCGUGAAUCUCGUGGCUACGCCCCUCCAAGACCCGUGUAUGGUUAGAAUUUGCAAAAGAUUGAAAACCAUUUGCCAGAUCGAUCACUAUCAUUUCGUCAGAUAAUUUAUUUUACACGUGCAAUAUACAGUGUUACCUUUGAUUUUGAAUAAAUCAAGCAUAUAAAGCUAAA